Molecule: messenger RNA, 1864 nt
Organism: Cicer arietinum (chickpea)
Lineage: Eukaryota; Viridiplantae; Streptophyta; Magnoliopsida; Fabales; Fabaceae
Product: pentatricopeptide repeat-containing protein At1g02370, mitochondrial-like
Cellular component (GO): mitochondrion
Molecular function (GO): protein binding
Source: RefSeq, a predicted model, not a curated record
AAACCCUAAUAAAACCCCUCCUAUAAAUAACAAAUAAACCAAAGCACCAAUAGAGGCUCCAUCAGAGAGAGUCGGAAAUGAAUUUCAGCCGUUUGAUUCCCGGCGGAGGAAGACUUCUCCGUCGACUAUGCACAGAGGCUACGGUGGCUGAGUAUCCGAAAAAGAAGCCAAACCUUUACAAAAGGCUGUCGGAGCUGGAAAAGACUGGAGAGAGCGUCUCGCAGACGUUGAAUCAGUAUAUAAUGGGAGGCAAAGCCGUAGGAAAAUCAGAGCUCGAGAAAUGCGUUCAGGAGCUUCGAAAGUAUCGCAGAUUCCAGCAUGCAUUCGAGAUAAUGGAAUGGAUGGUGAUGAGGAAAAUUAACUUUUCAUGGAAUAACUAUGCAGUGCAAUUAGAUCUUGUGUCCAAAGUGAAAGGAUUGAUUGAAGCUGAGAAUUACUUUAACAGUCUUAGUUCUCCUGCAAAGAACAAGUACACAUACGGUUCUCUUUUAAACUGUUACUGCAAAGAACUAAUGCUAGACAAGGCAUUGGCUCAUUUUAACACGAUGGAUGAAUUGGGUUAUCUCACGAGUUUGUCUUUCACCAAUUUGAUGACUUUAUAUAUGAAACUAGGUCAACCCUUGAAAGUUCUUGAUUUGGUUAAUGAUAUGAAGCAGAGGAAAAUUCCCAUGACUGCAUUUGCAUAUAUUGUUUGGAUGAACAGCUGCGCCGAAUUGAAUGACUUAGAUGGGGUUGAAAGUGUCUAUGAAGAGAUGGGAAGAGAAGAUGAAGACAAGAUUAAUUGGACGACUUAUAGCAACCUUGCUGCUAUCUAUGUAAAAGCUGGACAUUUUGAGAAAGCUGAGUUGAUGCUUAAGAAGCUGGAAGAAAUAGUGAGGCCGCAGGAACGCGAAACUUACCAUUGCUUGCUGUCCCUUUAUGGUGGGACUGGUAAUGUUAAAGAGGUUUAUAGAGUGUGGAAGACCCUGAAGACGGUCUCACCGGUGACCAAUAAGAGCUAUCUUAUCAUGCUGUCUACCCUUCGAAGGCUUAAUGAUAUGGAGGGUAUAAUAAAAAUCUUUAAGGAGUGGGAAUCUAGGCAUGUUAGUUAUGAUACAAGGUUGGUUGGUGUUGCAGUGUUUGCUUACUUGAGUCAAAACAUGGAAGAAGAAGCUGUGUUGAUCUUUGAGGAAGCUCUCAAGAGGUGCAGAGGACCUUUCUAUAGGAUUCGAGAAAUGUUCGUUGUGUCUUUAUUGGAGAAACGUCAAUUUGAUGGUGCUAUGACCCACUUAGAGACAGCACUUUCAGAUGUCGCGGAUGGUGAAUACUGCCCUUCACCCCAAGUUGUGAGUGCUUUACUAAAGUAUUAUAAAGAAGAAACGGAUCUUGAUGGUGUUGAGGAGUUAUGCAAGAUUCUCAGGAGUCACAAUUUUGAUGAAUCGAGAAUUAAAACUUGCAUUGCUGCAUCGGAAUCUUCUCCUGAAACUCAUUCGGCAUCAAAGGAAGAUCCGGAUGCCGCCGACCAUGUCCAUGAGAACUUGUAACUUGGAAGGGGAUGUUCACUAUGAAUACACACACCCGUCAUAGAAAAACAAUUUGUGUGCAGCAUGUAAGUGCAGUUUAUGUUGAGAAAGUUAUUUGACAAUGACAAUUGAUUUCGUUUCGUAAUGGUUUGUCAGAUUCUUUAAGAAUUGAACUGUUCAAUAAAACGUUAGUCUACUGUUUGAUACGAUACUUAGUUUUAAUUUACGAGGAUUAAAACAUCUCAAUAUGGUUAGGAGUUAGAACCGGCUAAGAGACUCGUUAAUUGACAUAUUCUAUUUAUUGUGCCCUACUUUGUAAUGUUUGGCUGAACUUUGUAGUACACAAAUGAUCUUGAACACUA